GCUUUCAUAAAUAUGAGCUGGAAGGUUUCAAACUAAAAUGCACUGCGCUGGUUAGUCUACUUUCAUAAUCCGGGAUCACCCCUCUGGUCUGCGCAGAUGUGGCCAUGCUUCCCCAGUCUAACAGGGACUCUUACAUGGACCCACAGUUGAUCAGAACUACACACCAACUACUGCAAGUAGUGGAGAAUAUCUGGCAUAGAACCAAUCAGUACAUACAGGAAACGUGUGUAUGACAGGCCACAAGUGACACAGACCUUCCCGGUGUUUGAGCCACAAUGUCGACAAUAUUCAUCCUGUUCUGUUCCCUGGCCUCGCUACACAGCGUCGCGUCUCAGGGAAAACCGCCAGGCAUAACAGAUCCGCUGGUGCAUCAAAUCAGGUUCAUCGCUGCCAAGGACAGCAUCAAUCUCACAUGCAAAGCAGAGGGCAACCCUACCCCCAAAUAUGCAUGGUACAGGAAUGGAACAGAAAUUGCGUCAAAUCCAUUCCAGAAAGUAGAUGCUGACACUGGUGCACUGGAAUUACCCAGCUUUUCAGGCAGGGAGGCGGGGGACUACCGAUGUGGGGCGACAAACAACAUCAGCCCAGGGGUAUCACCAUUAGCCAUGUCACCCGCUAUCAGCCUGAAAGAAAUCAGACAUGCUACUGGUUGGACUAAAAGCGGCGAAAUGGAACUCAUCAAUGCGUCAGAGGGGGAAUACGCCAAACUGGAAUGUAAUAAUGUGACCGCCGGUGACCCCAAACUUCCAUUCAGCUGGUUUCUGAAAUCAUCAUCUGAUGCUGAUCAGUUGCGAGAAAGUAACAGAACCUACAUUGACGAGAGAGGUACUCUACAUUUCAUCUACGUUGAGCCAAGUGACAAGACGAGUGGCAAUGAUGUGUAUAACUGUGCCAUCUAUAACAGAGUUCAGGACUACAUUAAGCUUGGCAAUGCCAAGAGACUAACAGUUAAAGAAGUCACUGGUAAACCAGAAAGGAAGCCUAGGAACCAGUUUAAAACCAACCCUGCGGAAUUCCAAAUUGGUCAUACAGCAGAGCUGGAGUGUGUUUUCAGCGGAUAUCCCCUACCAUCGAUCCAAUGGUUUAACAUAAGGAAUGAGCCCAUCAAUCCAGGAGGGAGAUACCAAAUGGAUAAACACAACAUGAAACUGAAGAUCGUUAAACUAACAGAGAAAGAUGAAGGCCUGUACGGAUGCAAGGGGGAGAAUACUCUUGGUGAAGCUGAGACGACCAUCUUUCUUGACGUAAAAUCUGGUCCUAUAUGGGAAAAAGCCAUCACUAACCUGACCGUACCGGAGGGUAGAGACGCUUCCUUCACCUGCAAGGCCCGACCAGCUAUCGACGAGAAAGCCUUGGAACCACCGGUGUGGUACAAGAAUUGGGAGAGAAUACAAAAACCAACAGGUAAUAUCAUCUUCGGGGACGAAGGUCGAGUCCUGACAGUGACUCAGCCGACAAAACCUGAUGACAUCAUGUGUUUCCAGUGCCAGAUCACCAACGACGUCGGCUCCGUGUUUUCCAACGGUUGUCUCAACGUCAUCAAACCCAUCGAAGUGACUACCCAGCCUCUACUUAAACAGGGCAUCAAGAAAGGUGAUCUGGUGAACCUCACUGUGCGGGGAACCACAGACCCGGGGAUGACUCUCAGGUACAGAUGGAAAUUCAAGAAACACACGUAUUACACAGGACUACCGCCACAUGUGGUCUACGACGACGUCACAAAACAAACCUACAUCAACACUACAAGUCUGAGCGAUGAGGAGUACAGACAGAUAGAAGGAACCUACACCGGAGUGCUGUACCACGACUUUGAAACCCGCCGUGUAGUUAUUGAUGUUACCAUAGGGCAAGAAACAGCACCGAUUGUAGUAGCACCGGCGGCCUUCCCGUUGUGGGUAAUCAUCCUAGUGGUCCUGUUCGUGGUGCUACUGGUUCUCUUCGUCCUCGCCUUCAUCGUCAUGUCCAGGAAGAAGGAAGAGGGAGCCUACAAAAUUUACAAGACGGAACUCGAUGUGACGUAUCUAGAUCCGGACGAUGAUAUUCAGAAAGGCAAGUUCCAAGAUGUGACCAAAAUAGAGUACACCGAGCUGUAUGACGGAAAGAAUGAUGCAGGUCCUUAGAAGGUCAUGGGGUCUACACAAACUUUCAGCUUGUAAAUCAUGUACACCUGACUGGUGAUACAUGAAACAAAUGUACCAUGAUGGGUUUCGGAAACAUAUUGUGUGACAUUCAGGUGUAUAGUUAACCGAUCAUAAAACAUAUUCGAACAUUUGCCUCCCCCGAUGAUAACCCAUAUAGUACCAUGGAAUGCAAGUUGAUAUCCACGUGUAGGGUUAUUGAAUUCGUCGCUAUUACUGUUCGAAGAUAUGCUUUUUUAUGCUAAUUUACUGUUUUUAUUUUGAUUUUUUUUUUUAAAUUGUUAUGGUGUUAGACUAUCAUAGUCAUUAUAUGUAUCAUAAUUGUAUAUACUUCACAUGGUUAUGCUACGCAGGUCAACUGAUUGUCACAUUACGCGAAAAUUUUCCCAUUGUGAAUUUCCGCUUCAUGUCGAGAAAUGAAGCUUUUUAACCAUCACGGCCAGUUUAUGGCGCCGACAUUCCCUAGUUGCUUGUGUACUUAUUAUGUACAUAUUCAAAAUUCAUAGAAAGACACAUUUUACUUACAAUUACACUUUCAAUCAACGUUUCACCAUCAAGGCGUGGAGCAUUGCUCAUAUGCAUGAUACCAUUGGAUUGUCUGGUCCAGACGCUGGUGUUGGCAUGCCGCCGCCGUAUGUCAGGGGUAUUGCUGGGUGCGGCGUUAUUUAUCAAACAAGCCCAAAUUUGUUAAUGAAAAAGUGUGAUUGGCGGAUGCUACCGGUAGAGCAGGACUUGCUUACUCUUUUCGCAGACACCGUGACCUAUUCAUAUUUCAUCACUAUUUUGCCUUUGAAGCCCAGUGGAAUCUGCUUCGCCAAGAAAUCGAGAGUGCUUACUUUUUUGUUUUGACGUUUUGAAUUUUAUUAGGACGUACUUGUAUGACGAUAUUUCUUCAUUUAUAUAUUAUUGUUGAUUUCUUUGCUAAUUCACAAAUCUAUGUUUCUUGUUUUAUUUUAAUUGUAUGAUUUAUAUUCCAGUUGCAACAUUUCCAUAAUAUGUGGUUUCUUCCUUCUUCAAUAAAAUAAAUGUUGCUAAAUUUCGA
Messenger RNA from Haliotis rufescens (red abalone), 3180 nucleotides. Its product is annotated as neurofascin-like. The record is from RefSeq and is a predicted model, not a curated record. Lineage: Eukaryota; Metazoa; Mollusca; Gastropoda; Lepetellida; Haliotidae. The coding region runs from base 276 to 2120 and encodes 614 amino acids. The transcript is spliced from 14 exons.